Messenger RNA from Plasmodium malariae, 6762 nucleotides. Its product is annotated as conserved Plasmodium protein, unknown function. The transcript has a single exon. Gene Ontology annotation, cellular component: P-body. Bases 1 to 6762 code for a protein of 2253 amino acids. The record is from RefSeq and is a predicted model, not a curated record. NCBI's taxonomy places the organism in Eukaryota, Apicomplexa, Aconoidasida, Haemosporida, Plasmodiidae. Gene Ontology annotation, biological process: deadenylation-independent decapping of nuclear-transcribed mRNA.
AUGUACGCCCAUGCACGUGCAGCUAGUAUUGACAUCUCGAAAGAAGACCUAGUAACUCCUGUAACAUAUUUUUUUCCUCCCUACUUUCACAAAAUGGAUGUUCAAGAAAUAGAUGAAAAGAUCAUUUCGGAAGGAAAUUAUGUACGAAAUGCAUUGCAUACAAAUAAUGUAAAAAUAAAGACAUCGAAUAUUGUAAAUAAUAUGGAGGCUAUUGAAGGUAGUAAUAAGAAUUUUUUAACACUAAAUGAAAAUUUGAUAUCAAAAAUAAGAAGUGAUGGUUUUGAAAUAAUAAAAAAAGAAGGAGAGAUAUUAGACGUAAAUUCACGGAAUGUUUGUUAUGCUUUAAAAAAUGGGAAAUUUCGUUUAAUUAAUCAAAAUGGAAUAAAUACAACAAGGAUAAAAUUGUUAUAUGACAAUGAAGUUUUAUAUGUUUGUUUUAAUAAAGAAAAUGGUAAUUAUUUAUUAUUAUUAGAUAAUAAAGGUCAUUUAUAUAUUUACAAAAUUAAUGAAUAUAAAGUUGAUUUGAUACUUUGUUUAAAUUUUCCACCAUAUCAAAAAAAAUUCACCAUGCCAACUUCUUCUGCUAAUUCAAAAUUUUCUGUCAUCUCAUCCACCUGUACUGUUAAUGCAAAAGAUAUUAAAAAUGUGAUAAAAAGUGAUAUUCCCAAAAAAGCUAGCUGGCUACCAAAAAGUGAUAAACUUUUUAUUACUGGUCAUAAUAAUUGUUUAUAUAUUUGGAACGUAACCUUACUAACUAAUGCAAUGAUAACAAAUAAACUUAAAGAUGAAAUUGAUGUAAAUGAUAAGUUAGUGUCCAUGUGUGCUAUAUCGUUAUCUUUCGAACAUGUAUUUCAUAAGUAUAAUUAUUUAUGUAAAGAGCAAAAUUUGAGUACAGAGAACGAAGAUAACAGGUAUGAUAAAAUUUUUUUAAACACCUACUGUUUAAGUCUAAAUGGGAAAUAUAUAUUUGCAUUAAUAAAUAAUUACUAUUCUAUUAUAUGGGAUGUAGAGCGGAACAAUCAGUAUCUUAAAAUUACGUUAGUUGGUUUCUCAUCAUUAAAAAAGGAAAUAAAAAAUGUGAAGAAGCAGUUGCACAUUGAUUCGGCUAGCACACACAGGAGUGAGCAAGGGUUUCUUUCCAUUAAUAAGGAUCCACAGAAGUCUGACAGUUGCAGCUCGAUCAAUGGCGAAAUAUCGUCAGUCCACAUGCUGAACACCUUUUUCCACUAUAAUAGGAACAGCACUAGCAGCGGUGAUCACGACAAUAGUAAUGACAAUAACAGCGGCAGUGGCGGCUGUAUUAAUGAUGGCAGUCAGAGCACUUACUACCUACUCGUUUUCCAUAGCGGAUCAUGUAUAUCAGUGUUUCCCUUCAAAAACAAUAUUAUCGUAGACGAAAAUUUUUCGGAGCGCAUAGAUAUUCUAAACGAAAGUAGCAUACAAAAUAUAUAUGUGGAGAAGGAUAUAACGAAUAUUGAAAACAUAGAGAUGUUUAUAGAUCCAUCUGAGUUUUUCGUCUUCCUUAGUUUGUCUUACACAAUUUUUAACAAACAUAAAAAAGUAGAUGUUAGUAGAAGUUUAUUAUUCAUUCUUGAAAUUUUAAAUAAAAAAAGAUUAAAUUUUAAAAUUCAGCCCAAAUUUGUUCUACUACCAAAUAAAACUAUUCUACCCUUAUGUUCUAUUAGAUUAAUAAAAAUAAAUGAUUGUUUAAAAUUCUCAAAAGUUUUAAAUGUAUCAGUUUCAUCAACUACUCUAAAUAUUAUUAAUCUUUUUGUGUUUUCUAUUAUUUUUAAUUCAUUGAAAAAGAGUGUAAGUGUUCAGUCCUUUUCAGCUCCAAUACCGUUACUUAUGGGGGACGUAUGCAAUACCAAGGAGGGGCAGCAACCAUCCAUUGCAUGUGAUCAGAGUAACUCAUUGGAGGUAGAUACACAUGUAAAGCAAGGAGAUACACAUAAUGAUUUGGUUAAAUCUGCUAAUAGUAACAUUUUGAAAGGUACAUGUGAAGAGAGUAAUAAUACAUAUGCUAGUAGUAAGGCCCCUAUGGGGGAUGAGUUAUAUUUGGCUGACAACGAAUAUGACGCAUAUAAUAAUCUGGAUGAGCAAAAGAGAAACAUAAUGGUGCAUUAUGAAGAUUUCUUUAGGGCGAUAAAGGAUAAAGGAGGAGUUGUUGGGAAUAGAAUGGAGAGGCAUUUGGUAGGUGAAAAAACAGAUUCAGUUCAUAUGAGAAUGCAUAAUGAUAUGGCUCAAGGUCGUGAGAGUGUUAUUCAUAAGAAUGUCUUGCAUCAUGAUGCGGUAGAUGGAAUGAAUAUGCUUCAGAAAAUAAAAAAUUUGACUAAAAUGGGAGAUGAUUACCUAAAUGACCAUAAUAAUAGUACCCAGCACAUAGGUAAUAAUAUUGAGGAGGUGAAGAAGCAGGAGAUGAUUGAGGAUACUGCCAACAGUAGAAGAGGCAUGAGUAGAAGCAGCAACAAGAACAGCGACGAGGUUACCACGGGAAGUGCAAGUAAUAGUAACGAAGCGAAUAUAAAGAAAACAAGAAAGUUAAAAAAGGAGCUAAAAGGAGGAGCAGUGGGGGAGAAAGAGGACAAGCAGGGAUUACGCAAAGGAAGCGAAUUAAUAGGGCAUAAUGAACAUAAAGACUUAACGGCUCCCUUAAAUGAAAUGGGAAUAUUGAGGAGAACGGAUAAGGAUAAAAUGUAUGAAAAGGAUAUGAAUAAUAUAGACAAUCGCACAAGUGUAAAGAGCCACGUGUUAGAAAAUAGUCCAUUGUUGGAUAGUAGUCAUGUACUGGAAAAUUGCCUGAACAAUCUAAUGAAUGAGUCCAAUGAACGCUCUGAUGGACAACAUAUUAAUAAAAAGGGUUCUCAUGAAGAUGAAGAUUUAGAUCAAUUUUUAAAUUAUUCCAUUAAAGAGAUAAAGAAAAAUAAAAAAAAAUCUUCCUUCGAUGAGACAUUCACACUAAACGAUGAUAUGGGUAAUAUCAAACUGAAAGAGUUUUGUGCUAAAAGAAAAAACAGCUCACAUUUGGAGUCCAAAAAGAUGAGCGUUUCUUCCUUGUGCAGUAGCAGUAGAUAUAAGGAAGUGAAUACUUUAGGAGCACAAAAGGGAGGAAAAAAUGAAGAGAAAGGAGAAAAGCAAGGAGUACUGCAAGAAGUUGGAGGAGUUCCAUUGGGAAAAGUCGAAGGAGAAGAGGCAGAGGAAGCAGAAGAACACGCAGGUAACAAGAAAAAUCCUUUCAACGAAACCAAACAAAUUGUGGAUUUAAUUUUUUCUGAUCACUCGGAAAUGAAGUUAGGAUAUGGAAAUGAUGAAAAGAACACGCUGGACUAUAACAGUAAUAUUGAUAUAAUAAUGUCAACACAUGAAGAUGCCUUAAAGAGGUUCAUGGAAUGUGAAGAGGAAGAGAAUGAGGAGGACAAGAGGAGUCUUCAUCAUGGUAGUAAUAAUAAUAAGAUAGUGAUAAGUAAGGGUUAUGCAGAUGGACUGAUAGAGAAAAGAGGGCAUAAGGAGAGUGAAAACAGCGAAAUAGGCAAAAUAAGUAGAAACAACGAAAUUAACAGAAACAGUGAAAUACGCGAUAAUGUUGGCGAAGGAUCUUUUCUGCAAAGCCAGGUGCAUGAGGAGGAGGAGAAAGGGGCGCAUGCAAAAGACGAAAACGAGCAGAAGCAGUACGAUGAUUUUAGAGGACCUGAGAAGGAAAAAGAAAAAGCAAAGGAAAAAGUAAAGGAAAAAGAAGAAAAAAAUGAAAAGGAAAAAGAAGAAGAAAAUGAAAAGGAAAAUGAAAAGGAAAAGGAAAAGGAAAAAGUAAAGGAAAAGGAAAAGGAAAAAGUAAAGGAAAAGGAAAAAGUAAAGGAAAAUGAAGGUAAGAAGAAUCAUGAAAUUUAUGCAAAGAAGGAAAAAAAUCUGAAUUCCUUUUUGCAUAAACUGGGGUUUUUUAAAAGCAGCCAAGCAGCUUCACCCGGACCAGAAGUACAUCCUUCAGAAGGUGCAGUUAUUACUACUUCAAACGUGGCACAUAUCUCUUCAAAGGAGUGUAACAACAACAGAGGGGUAAGAAGCAAAUCGCAGUUAGGUAGUGAUAACUGUUUGGUACCCAUCCAAAUUCAGAUGAGUGAAGAAAAGAGGGAUCAGUUGGGAAGCAGUAACCAUUUAUGUAGUACUAAUCAGGUAAGUGGUAGCAACGAGCCAAGUGGUUGUACCCAGGAUCAUACCCUCAGUGAACAUUUUAAAAGAGAGGAAUGCAUUAGGAAAGAUGGAAAAAUAGAGGAAACUCCCUCUGUUCCGACGAAAGCAAUUAACAUUGAUAUUGUAGAAAAAAGCAGUACAAAGGGAAUCUUAACAAUGUAUGAUGGAAUGACAAAAGGUAAGGAGGAGAUAGACGAUAGGGCAGGUGGUAGUAAUGCUGCCAUACAUAUUAACAAGGGUAAUGAUAAUGGAGGGGAGAGGGGAAACCAUUAUCUUACCAUUUCAGAUGAUAUAAUGAAAGUUAUGUGUGAUGAAGUAUGUCAGCGUGUGAGUUCAAAAAUGGCAAAGAUGAUUUACGAAGAGUUAAGAGGUAAAAAUAUGGUUAACGAGGGUAACUUAAGUGCGUUUAAUAGAGUAGGCAGAAACCCGGAUGAGGAAAGUAGUAAACUAACCAAUAAUAAUAACAACGAUGGUAGCAGGCACAAUAAUGGUGCUAGUAGUCAUGAUAAUAACAAAGCAAGUAACAGUAGCAAUACUAAUAACAAUUAUUACAAAGAAAUAGGGUGCAUGUUGAACAGUUGUAACAAGAAAAUAAGUGAAAUGAAAGAGGAGAUAAUGAAUAUAAAAAAUUCAAAUAAAAAUAUGAAUUUAAAAGUUGCAUCAAUAAAUAAUAAUGUAUGUAAAAUAUAUGAGUGUGUGAUUAAGAAUAAUUCAUAUCAAAAGGUUCAGAAUAGUAGUUCUAACGGAAAUGAUAUAAAAUUAGAAAAAAUGAUGAAUGAAAUAAAUAAUUUUAAGAAAUAUAUAAAUAACACGAUAAAUAAAUUAUCAGAAAAUUUAGGUGUUAUGUCAGAUGAAUUGAAAAAUAAUUUUAACAAAACUCUUAGGGGAAAUAAUGAAAAUUUGAAAAAGAUUUUGCAAGAUGUACAACAUAGUAAAAAGGUAGAACCCACUCAGGUGGACCUAAAAAAUGGCAAAAGGGUUGGCGGUGGUGGUACUACUGCCAAUGGGAAUAGCGGUAAUAGUAGUGGCAGCGGAGGAGGUCCAUAUAGCAAAGAAUUGACGGAGUUUUUUAAUAAUGCACAUCAAAAUGCUUUGAAGAAAAUCAUGCCUUCUGUUAUAUCAUCCGAAAUUCAUUUUCAAUUUUCCAAGAGUGUUAUUCCAGGUAUGAAAGAAGCGUAUAACACGGGUUUUCAGUCCAUAAAAGAUUCCUUUAUUUCUUUAUUGUUAGAAAAUAAGCAUUUGUUAAGUGAAGAAAUAAGUGCAAUAGAAAAGAAUAUAUAUGAUAAAUUGGAACGAAAUAAUGAAGACUUUGUGUUAUCUGUAAAUAACAAACUCGACCAGUUGCAAAAGGAAGUAAAGUUAUUCACCUACAACAUCAAUCAGCAGAUAGCCUAUUUGCACGAUGAUAUAAACGAGUUGAGUAAGAAGCCCCUGCAGUUGAACGACCAAACUGUGGAAAAUGUGAUAGUAGCUGGUGAAGGAGCGGACGAAGAAGCAGAUGCAAUGGAAGAAGCGGAUGUAGUGGAAGAAGCAGAUGUAGUGGAAGAAGCAGAUGUAGUGGAAGAAGCGGAUGUAGUGGAAGAAGCGGAUGUAAUGGAAGAAGCGGUUGUAAUGGACGAGGAGGAAUAUGAAGAGGAUGAUAAGGAGAUGCUUUAUCUUAGUAACAAUAAACAGAGUGAUAUCCAUCACUAUAAUAAUACACCAAAUAUGAGUAACAAGAACAAUUGUACCAAAAAUAAUAGUGAUAAGAGCUCGAUUGUUGAAAUAAAAAGAAAUUAUGACUACAGUAUGCAACAGAGAAAUGAUCCAACAGAUAUUAUAAUUAAGGGAAGGAUUAAUCAUUUGUUAAGUGAACAUGAAUAUAACCAAGCAUUUAUAUUAGCUCUUUCAAUAGAUAUUGAAAAAAAUACGAAUGCUUACUGGGUACUACAAUUAUGUUAUCGAUUUCAUUCAAUUCUUUCAUUAGAUAAUUCUCUACCUAUAAGUCAACCAGCCUUAUUAGGUAUAAGUAAUAUAUUAUGUGAAUCUUUAAUAAAAUCUUCGAACUUAAAUCUGGACGAUGCUGAUUUUCGUAUUAAAUGGGUUAUUGAAUGUCUUCAACAAUUAGAUGUGAAUCAUUCAGCUUUAAUUAAAACUAAUGCUUUUAUGUUUAUUAAAAAUAUGCUUAACAAUAUAUGUACAUUUUCUUAUCAUAUUGAGAGUAAUAUGUCUAAUUUAAAUGAAAAUUCUUCAAAUUUUUUGAAGAGCCAUUUUAACAAUAAGCUGCUUUUAAAUUGUAAUCCCUGCACCAGUGAAGCUAGUAAAAUUGGUGAUAACAGAAAUAGAGAUAGCAAAAAGAAUGAUAGCAGUAAUAACAUGUAUAAUAAGUAUAACAACAAUAACAACUAUAACAGUAAUAAUAAUAUGCGAUACAUGAACCAAGUCAGCUCCUCAAAUAGUAAAAGUCUGCAGUUGGAUUCAAAUGAAAAUUACUUUAUUUACAAUAGGCAUAUGCUCUCCCUUAUACAGGACAAGCUACUACAAGUUAGGAAGCUUCUAAAGAGGUAUAUUAUUAUUACACAUUUGAAAACUAUUUAA